AUGAUGCCGCUUAUGAGAGACCCACGAAAGAAAGCUGAAGAUAUUACAGCUGUCUAUGAGCUGAGAGAGAAACUGGGAGAAGGCUCUUUCUCAGAGGUGAGGGUUGCUCAACACAGACGUUCCCAGAAGCUUGUAGCUGUUAAGUGCAUCCGCAAGAGGGCGCUAAAGGGCAAAGAAUCCAUGUUAGAGAAUGAAAUUACGGUCCUGCGCAAGAUAAACCACGAAAACAUUGUUUCCUUGCUGGAGACGUUUGAGACGCCAACGAAGCUGUACUUGGUAAUGACUCUGGUAACAGGUGGGGAGCUGCUGGACAGGAUCUUGGCGAGAGGUAGCUACACAGAGAAAGAUGCCAGCCGUGUCAUCCGCCAGGUGCUGGAGGCAGUUAGGUACUUGCACCAGCUGGGCAUCGUACACAGGGACCUGAAGCCUGAGAAUCUUCUCUAUGAAACACCACAUGAGGACUCUAAGAUUGUCAUUAGUGACUUUGGCUUGUCCAAAAUGGAGGACCAAGGAGCGCUGACCACUGCCUGUGGGACUCCAGCGUAUGUUGCUCCCGAGCUUCUGCAGCAGAAAAGUUACGGCAAAGAAGUGGACCUCUGGGCUCUGGGAGUAAUUACCUUCAUACUAUUAUGUGGCUAUCCUCCAUUUUAUGACGACAAUGACACACAACUUUAUAAACAGAUCAUCAAGGCCGAAUAUGAGUUUGACUCACCGUACUGGGAUGAGAUCUCUGACUCAGCAAAAGACUUCAUAGUGCACUUACUGCAGAAGGAACCAGAGAAGAGAUACAAUUGUGAUCAGGCCUUGCAACAUCCUUGGAUAUCAGGAGGAGCUGCACUGGAGAAGAAUAUUCACGGAUCUGUCAGCGAACAGAUUCAGAAGAACUUUGCCAAGACUCAGUGGAAGAGGGCCUUCAAUGCUACAAUGGUGGUGCGUCACCUCAGUAAGAUGGCCCACGUUGGAGAUGAUGAAGCAGGAGACAGUUCUUCAGGGAGAGAAAUUUCUAUGCAUGGCACAGACAUUGCCAAUGAAGACUCCAAAGCCAUCGUCUGA
Chanos chanos (milkfish) is the source of this 1053-nucleotide messenger RNA. RefSeq names its product pregnancy up-regulated nonubiquitous CaM kinase (gene pnck). Bases 1 to 1053 code for a protein of 350 amino acids. Gene Ontology annotation, biological process: protein phosphorylation. Gene Ontology annotation, molecular function: protein kinase activity; ATP binding. The transcript is spliced from 11 exons. The record is from RefSeq and is a predicted model, not a curated record. NCBI's taxonomy places the organism in Eukaryota, Metazoa, Chordata, Actinopteri, Gonorynchiformes, Chanidae.